UUCGUCACAAAUUUGGGUGGGGAAAACAUGACCCUGACCUUUGCGCAAGCGCAAACGAUUCAAAAUUUUGCGCCUGCGAAAAUGAAACAACUAAACAAUUGGGAAUUUCCAGGUACACAGUAAAAUUCUUAAGUUCCUCCAUCUUCGCUUGUUAAGGAAAAUCAAUUUUUUUUUUUGAAACAAUCAUCCUUGGUACCAAUUUAUUUAUUAACUAUUCUGACAUGACAGCGAUCUACCGGCAAAAUAUGUGAGGCCUAUUGAACCGUGAUAACUAGAUCUUGUUUUUUUUUUUACUAUUAUUAUUAUCACAGUUUAGUUGACGUUCGCGAGUCUAGUCCCGUGGCUUUAAUACCGUGUAAUGGUGAAAAACUGUUUGUAAUUACUGUUAUUGCUUUGAUACUUAUAAACUUGUUUGUCGAGGGAAGUUCUAUACUGAAUUCGUGUUUUAUAAUAUUUACAUUAUUAAGUGCAUCAUAUAGCUAACGACUUGAAAAAAUUUAACAAUGGCUGGUCAAACAAUACAAGAUAGACUACUAGCUGCUAGACAUAGUCUAGCUGGACAAGGUUUGGCGAAGUCUGUAUGCAAGGCGACUACCGAAGAAUUAAUUGGACCGAAAAAGAAACAUUUGGACUAUUUAAUACAUUGUACUAAUGAACCAAAUGUGUCGAUUCCUCAAUUAGCCAAUCUAUUGAUUGAACGGUCACAGAAUGCCAGUUGGGUCGUAGUAUUUAAGUCAUUGAUCACGGUUCAUCAUUUAAUGUGCUAUGGAAAUGAGAGAUUUACACAGUAUUUGGCUUCAAGUAAUAGUUCCUUUCAACUUAGCAAUUUUUUGGAUAAAAGUAGUUUACAAGGACCUGCUGGAGUACGAUCUGGAUAUGAUAUGUCACCAUUUAUACGACGUUAUUCAAAAUACCUUAAUGAAAAAGCUUUAUCUUAUCGUACCGUAGCAUUUGAUUUUUGCAAAGUGAAAAGAAGUAAAGAAGAUGGAGUCUUACGUACUAUGAAUUCCGAUAAGUUAUUAAAAACACUACCAGUCUUACAAUCUCAACUUGAUGCAUUACUUGAAUUUGACUGUACUGCUGCUGAUCUCACUAAUGGUGUUAUUAACAUGGCAUUUAUGUUGUUAUUUCGUGAUCUGAUUCGUUUGUUUGCUGGAUAUAAUGAUAGUAUCAUUAACCUUUUAGAAAAAUAUUUUGAUAUGAAUAAAAAACAAUGUCGGGAUGCUUUAGAUUUAUAUAAAAAGUUCCUUAUUAGAAUGGAUCGUGUAGGAGAGUUUCUUAAAGUAGCAGAAAAUGUUGGGAUUGACAAGGGUGAAAUACCAGAUCUUACAAAAGCACCAAGUAGUUUAUUAGAUGCAUUAGAGCAGCAUUUAGCUUCUAUUGAAGGCAAAAAAUCUGCAGCAAACACUCCUACUCAAGCAACAAGCAAUCAUCGGACAGAUGUAAAGACUGGUGUAUCUGCCCUUUCUUCCACUAGCAGCUCUUUUGGAACCAUUGCCCAACAAUCAGACGGUGUUGAAGAAUCAUUAAAACAAGCAGUAUUGGCUGAAGAAGAAGCUGUUUUAAAUCAGUAUAAAGCCAAAGUAAACAGUCCUAUUAAUGGUACAACUUCAGUUAACAAUCCAUUUUUAGUAUCAUCUGAGCCUAUUGUAGAUUUGUUUUCUUCUCCAGCUCCAACCACACAGAUAUCUGCUAAAGCUUCAGAUGAUUUGCUUCAAUUAAGUAAUCCAUUUACCGAUAUGUUUUCCGCUUCUAUGACGGGAUCACAACCAGAUGCUCCAAUUGAUAAUAUGUCUACACAUCAUGCUAAUAACUGGAUGAGCAAUGGAUUUAAUACUAAUACUAGCAAUGCAUUUGUUGAUGAUAAAUCAUUUACAUCUGUUUUUGGACAACCUGAAUCUAAUCAAACAUGCCCAGCUCCUAGUGUUUCAGCUGCGUAUUCUGGAACACCUUUUAUAUCCUCAAAUGUUUAUUCUGAAUCAAAUAUUUUUGAAUCAAGUUCAUCAUCUGUUGAAAAACCACAGUCCAGAAAAUCUAGUGGGACAUCAAUACCUCCGCCAAGGCCUCCACCACCUAUUACUACUAUCCCUACAUCAUCUACUUCUGAUUUUAAUCCUGUUUUGGAUUUGGCAGCAGACAUUUUUCUUCCUCAAAGCACCUCUCAACCUUUAAAUGGAUUUCCUGUCAAAACUGAUUUGGUCGCAAUAGCUUCAGGUACAUCCGAUUCAGGCAAUAAAAAAGUAUUGACUGGUGAUUUAGAUAGCAGUUUAGCAUCAUUAGCAGAAAAUCUUUCUAUCAAUAAAGCUACACAACCACCACCAGUCCAAUGGAAUUCACCUAAAAAUGCUCCGAAACCUGGAAAUGGUCAACCAGGAAUGGGUUGGAGCCCUCAACCUAUGGCUGCUACAACAGGUGCAAAUUAUAGACCAAUGGGGCAAGGAAUGAUGUCCAAUCCUUCACCAUUUGUAUCAACCUAUAGUCCUAUGGGUGUACAACCCAGCUGUAUUGGUGGUAGUGCAGUAGGUGGUGGUAAUUUGGGAAUGACUGCUACUUCCAAUAUUCAGACUUCUCAGCCACAACCUGUCUUAGAUCCUUUUGGUUUAUAAGGAAAUUAACUGGGAAUGAUACAGUUUAAUGUACAGAAUUUAAAAUGUACAACAUAUUGUAAAGAGUGCACAACAUAAUCGUCAUCAUUGUUGGCAGUCUUUGUGCCAUAAAUUCAAAAUUUUAAUUGGCAAUAUCAAUAUAAUUUCAGGUAUAACUGUUAUUUGAUUUAAAAUAUAUAUACUG
Sipha flava (yellow sugarcane aphid) is the source of this 2790-nucleotide messenger RNA. It is a transcript of the gene lap, whose product is annotated as phosphatidylinositol-binding clathrin assembly protein LAP. Gene Ontology annotation, cellular component: synaptic vesicle; clathrin-coated pit; extrinsic component of presynaptic endocytic zone membrane. The record is from RefSeq and is a predicted model, not a curated record. Gene Ontology annotation, molecular function: clathrin heavy chain binding; SNARE binding; phosphatidylinositol-4,5-bisphosphate binding. The transcript is spliced from 17 exons. Gene Ontology annotation, biological process: synaptic vesicle budding from presynaptic endocytic zone membrane; clathrin coat assembly; clathrin-dependent endocytosis. NCBI's taxonomy places the organism in Eukaryota, Metazoa, Arthropoda, Insecta, Hemiptera, Aphididae. The coding region runs from base 504 to 2606 and encodes 700 amino acids.